Molecule: messenger RNA, 2120 nt
Organism: Carassius auratus (goldfish)
Lineage: Eukaryota; Metazoa; Chordata; Actinopteri; Cypriniformes; Cyprinidae
Product: B-cell receptor CD22-like
Exons: 9
Coding region: 142-1536 (464 amino acids)
Source: RefSeq, a predicted model, not a curated record
CAGUUCACCCCCCUCUGUCUGAUUGAAUGCAUCAGUGCAGAUGUGAUGAGGUUUGAUUGACUCAUCAGGGACGACUGAGUAUGUUCUUGUGUUCUGUGACAAGAUGUCUUAAACUAGAUAGAGGAAGUGAGGAGAGACAGGAUGUCUGAAAAUAAUUGCAUACAGUACAUCAACUGUCAUUGUUAUAUGACAAUUCAGUCCCUGCAGAUCAAGGCAAGAAUGUUCAGCCGAAUCUCUUUGAUUUCUCUGAUCAUGAUUCCUGUGAUCUGGAGCCAGGACUGGCAGGUUCAGUACUCGAGUAUGAUGAAAUGUGCCCUAAAGGGUUCAAAUACACAUCUAUCAGGCAGUUAUAAACACCCAAAUCAUCUCACAAUGAUAAAGACAUUCUGGAUUGUAAACCCAGUUAAAGGUGAAGAAACCAUCAAUCUGGUGGAUCAUCCAGAUUACAAAGGCAGAGUUCAGUAUUCCCAGAAUAAAGACGGAAUAUUCUUUCUCAGUCUCAGUAAUGUGACACAUAAGGAUGAAGGAAUGUACUGCCUCAGAAUCGUGGCAAAAGAAGACAAAUAUCUGUUUUUUCCUGGGAUUGAUCUUAAAGUGACCGAGCUCAGAGUGGAGAUUCCUGAAGAGGCCGUGGAGGGAAAAUCAUCGAUUUUAUUUUGUAAAACCACCUGUCACCUCUCAGAUAAAACAAACUUCACCUGGUUUAAAAACAGCAAGCGUUUAUCAGAGUCGAAUGUCUCGGACCAGCUGUUGCUGCCGUCUGUGAGCACUGAUGAUACGGGGAACUACAGCUGUGCAGUGACAGAUCACAAACACCUGUCGUCUCCUGCCGUCACUCUCAGCGUCAGAUAUCCUCCAAAGAGUGUCUCAGUGUCCAUCAGUCCGUCUGAAAUAGUGGAGGGAGAUUCAGUGACUCUGAUCUGCAGCAGUGACUCAAACCCUCCUGCUCUGAACUUCAGCUGGUUUAAGGAGAAUCAAAGCUCAGCUGUUGGAUGUGGACAGAGUUUCAUCAUCUCCAGCUUUAACUCCAGUCACAGCGGACGCUACUAUUGUGAGGCUCAGAAUAAAUAUGGAUCUCAGAGAUCAGCGUCUGUUUCUUUAACAUCUGCAGGUGACCAGAAAGCCGUUCUGUAUGCAGCUGCUGCAAUCGGGGCAAUGCUCAUCUGCAUCUGUAUAUUUAUUGUAGUAAAAAAAAACAUCAGCAGGAAAACAGGAGAUGCUGGUGGCCAGAGUGGUGUUUCAAAACAGGAAGAAAACAACAGCACAGCCGUGACUGAUCAGACCAGCGCAAAACCUCCAAAACCAGCCGAUCUGAAUGAGUCAGUGUACGCCAGCAUCACUCACAGCAGACCCAGAGAACAGCAGAGAGAUGGAGAUGAAGACGAGGUUCAGUACGCCACCGUCCAGCACCACAGAAACACCAGAAACACGACUGCAGAGGACGGAUGUCAGAAUGGAAACAGUGUUUCUGCCGGAUCAAAUACUGAAAAGGCGGAUGAUUCCAAUGUGAUCUACAGUAGCAUCAAAUCUUCAUGAAGAACCGGAGCGUCUGGUCACAUCACUGAACAUGCUCCUACAUUUGCAUACACUGAAGUCGGCAUGAAAUAGAAGUUGCGACCGAAAAAAGCGAUUCCGCUUAACAAAUGAGACUUUAUUUUAUACAUCAAAUAGGCCUACAUUUGGACGGAUCGAUCACAGUAAGAUGCAUUAAGAAAAUAAACGGUGAAUUAAAAUUUGGACUUUUUGUUGAAAUGUGCUUGUGGCCAUGUGAAGUGACUUUAAAUACACAACACUUGUGUGAGAAACAGGACAUGAAACUAUAAAAGCUGUGAGCAAACAUGAAAAACUUCCAUUUCUGAAUGGAGGAGAGGUUUCGUUACGCUGAAUAAAUGGCUUUUGUGAGGAGACAAGCUUAACAUUUUCUUGCUGGCUAAUCUUUGCCAUUAAAUGUUUGUUUCUCUCAAAUAUUUUAAAACAAGCCUUUAAAAAUAGUGAAUCGGGUGCUGUAUUUAUUUGCCUUUAAAGGAUGCAUUUGUUUGUUUAUGUUAAUACUACUGUACAUUUAGAAGAGUUAAACGUGUAGAAAGAAUUGUGUAAACAAUAAAAUAAUGUAUAUUGUG